Bemisia tabaci is the source of this 2600-nucleotide messenger RNA. RefSeq lists its product as uncharacterized. The record is from RefSeq and is a predicted model, not a curated record. NCBI's taxonomy places the organism in Eukaryota, Metazoa, Arthropoda, Insecta, Hemiptera, Aleyrodidae.
UUCGCACGAAGAGCUUGUCGCUCGCGCUACAGACGCUCAGCGUCGUCUCGCCGUAUCGCAUUCCCCAGUUUUUUUAUUUUUGUAAAAGUUCGUUUUCGAAUCGAUAAGCAGUUCGUCUGAUAAAGUUUCUCAUCUUGAUAAGACAUACCUAGUCUUCUCGGCGGAGCUUGAGUGCAGUUCGACGCUGAUAGCGAACCGCGAAAGUUGUGUUGACCGCGUGCUCCGCGCGCUUUUUUCGCUCGUUUUCUGAGUCUAUUUUCCGGUUAAAAUGUGUGCCGAGUUCGAGCAGUGCUGUGUUACGUGCCUGUGUUUGCUGUCUUUGACGUAUCUCACCGCUGCGGCGCCAUGGACCAAAAACCCCAAGCAAGGAGACGUGUCAGAAUUGGAGGCGAGAGCUGACUUGGCCAAAGAAAUCGGCUGGAUGGAGAACAGUUCGUCGGAGGAAAAUAAAAUGGAGCGGCAAAGGGUGCCUUUAUUCGAGUACAACACCAGGAUCAAUUACAUCUCGCAAGAGGACGAAGACAUCGAGGACUUGGAGGCUAAGGAAUUGGAGGCAAAAGCUGAUCUCAUCGAAAGGAAAAACAACAAAACCAAAUUCACGCCCAUCUCUCCCGACAUGGACUCUGACAACAUCAAAGAGGAUGACAUCACAGAUGCAGAUGAAAAUGAGAUGGAGUCUCUUUCGGUGGUCUGGUACCUGGGAGCUUUUGGUGGCCUAGUGACCUUCUUCCUGAUCAUAGUGUGCUCCGAGUUCUGUUUUGGAAAUGCCAUGUACCGUCGGCACAACCCCAAUGAAUACAUUAAUCGUGUCAAUGUUUACGCUGAUGCCUACUUCCCACAGACUCCCCCACCUCCAUACCAUCUCUUCGCUCCUCCAACCUACACUGACACACUCCAAAGAAAGUUCAACAACGGGAAACUAUCCAUUGAAAAGAAUGACACAUUCAAGAAGGAGUCUCUCGAUAACAGCCAAAUUUACAUCGUUCCAGUUCACCAGAGUAAAAUGCCGUACCCGCCACCAAGCUAUACGGCUUAAAAAUAUGCAUUUUUAUUGAAGUUGGCAGUCACUGACUGAUUUUUUGUGAAUUUAAAAGGUAAAGGUAAUGGAAACCUUUCCUACAGCACAGCUGCGCUGUGAAGUUAUUGAACGAAGGAGUCUCGAUCCCACCUUGGGGUACGUUGCAACUCCUAAAUCUUGUGAGAAAGCAGUUGAGAAUUUUAUUUUUUUGAGAGUUUAGAAUGAAGAGUUUUAGCUUUGGUUGCUGAAACAGGUUGAUUGGUUCUUGUAAAACAGGAUAUGCAAACCAUGCCACUUUUUAUUGCAUUUACAAAAUUUACUGUGUUUUACAAUGGUGUGAUUUUACGCACAGUUCAUGUCUACUCUGGAAAAAUCCUUACGUGACCGAGGUGGCAUGUUAACACUAAAGAUAAAAUAUUUGGAUGUGAAAUUGUAUGCUAGUUUAAGAAGUAGAAUUUUUGGCUGCAAGAGGGAUUUUACAUGCAUGUGUGAAGAACUCAUGUUUCACGAAAUCUCAAUGUUAAGUAGGCAGCAAAAUGCAUAUCAGAUUUUACCAUUUUGUUCUGAUGUAAAUGUGUCCUACAUUUCUUAGAUGCAAAAUAUUUUUGCAGUUGUGUGUCAGUAUUAUUGAUUUUUAAUCAAAAUUGAACUCUAACAUUUUAUGCCAUAAAAAUUUAUUCAAGAGCAAAUUUUUGGAGACCCCGGUUUGGUCCUUUAGUUAAAAUUUAAUUUUAUCACCGUCGGCUCAUCAUUUAAAUGCCUGACUGAUUUCCUACCUGCUUUGAAAACUGAUAACUGAAAACUCAGAAUGUAAUUGCCCUGUCAAUUUAAUACAACUGGAAAGUACUUUUGGAGAGCAUUUAAAAAAAAGAAGUGAUCGAAUUAAGUUACCAUUGUUAUGCCAAACUAAUUUUUAUCAAUGCUACUGACUAGGUACACAGAAAAUUGCCUUCAGUUUCCUUUCUUCUCCUGAAAAUAUGAUUUAUUUUCAAGAUCUGGAAGGAUUAGAUACUUUCGAUACUUAUUGUUAAUAUUCUAAGCAUGUACCUGGUGCCAUAAGUGCCAUGAUGUUCAUUGUAAAAAUAAUUAAUUAACUAUUUAUUUGUGUAAUUUAUUCUAAUUUCUCACAUUCUAAGUCAAUUAAAGAAUAAGAACUGAUAAUUUCUUUAAUUGAGUGGGUUUGUAAAAUAUUGAAGCUCAUGCCUUAGAUCUGAUAGAUAAGUAGGUAGCAAAACCAAUAUGUAAAUUUACUGUAAAUAUUUGAAAAGUUCAAUUUAUUGUUAUUCCAUUCUUAAGAAUUUAAUUGCAAGCUAAGCAAGAACAUGUAUAAUUUAGUUUAAUUAUCUCAUAGAAUCAAAAUUUAGGGGUGCAAGUUCUUGCUUGCUGACUGGUAUCUCAUUAUGCUUUUCUAAAAAAAAUUUCAAGAGGGCCUUAAAAUUAAUGGACUCACCUCGAUGUUUCUACAUUCUUUUUUCUACUUUGAAACAUUAGUUUUGUUCCAUUUUAUUAUGUAUUUUGAAUUAAAUAGAGCGAUGUUCCCGUUAUCCUUAAUUUAAGUACCGAAUUCAAAACAGAACUGAAA